UUCAGAAGUGGGCCAAUGUCGCCAUGUCAUUGGAAGUUGGCCUUCCAACCGCUCUAUGUCUAAGGGAUGAGAUCCUGGGCGAAGGUGGAUGGUCCAUUGUGCGAAAAGGUGAUGUUUCUGGCUGCCAGGUGGCAGUGAAAACCUUCAACAAUCAAGUGCUUAAGGAUGUGGAACAGAGCGUUCGGCAAGAUCGUUUCCUACGGGAGGUGAAUGCCUUGAAAACACUUGGGGCCAGGGCCCCGUUGUGCCCGUUGUCUCCACAUCCCACGCAUCCCACGCAUCCCAUGCAUCCCGCUGAGCAUUUCGUGCAGCUGCUGGGCUACUCGAAAUUCGAUGGACUUCCGGGUCCGGCAGCGGAUGGACGUUUCUACACGGUCCUGGAGUUGGGUGGGGAACGCUUAGACCAAUGGCUUGCCAAAGGACUUGCGAUGUCCAAACCUUGGCAGCCUUGGCAUUUAUCUGACUUUGGGGACAUCGCCCGGUCCUUGUUUUCAGCCUUGUAUCAUCUACAUUCACGUGAAUUGGUCCAUCUGGAUGUCAAGCCAGAGAAUAUUAUGCGCUUUGGCCGGUGCUGGAAGCUCAUCGACUUGGAGUGCUGCAUGUCGAUAGGCAGAGACUUUGUCUUGACAGAAGAUAUCACCCCUCUGUAUGCCAGCCCUGAGCUUGCGAGAGCUGCCAUGGCGACUUCUGCGAGGACGACCCUUGUGCCGCCAUCUUCCCAAAUGGACAUUUGGGCGGCUGGAGUUGUCUUACUGGAUGUGCUUGCAGAAGGCUGUUGUUUUGGUGAGAUGAAGGCUUCUUUUGAUCUUCAAGCCUUGUUCGAAGAGGAGGCAUUUUCGAAUGAAGGCUGGUAUGGAUGGCUUUCCUCACCAGAGCCUUUGGACUUUCGAAGCCUCCUCGAAAGCUGUGAUUCCUUCCGUGGAAGACUGGAUGCCCAACUGGAAGCGUUUCUAAAAGUGAUCCUGGCCAAGGAGCCAACGUGUCGACUAUCGGCUUUGCAGUUGAGAGAUCACGAGUUGCUGCAAGCACCCCGUGACAGAGGUCGACGUAUUGUCGAAAAAGUUUUCAGUGCUGCAGCAGGUCAGGACGAGGAUCCACCUCUAUAUUCGCGCGACAUGUUGAUGGAAGUUCUCGUUUGCAUUGGUGUCGCAGCACAGGAUGCCAAUUGCAUGCUAGAUGCAUUGUGCCAACAUUUGGGUUGCAGUGCCUUUUCGUGCACGUCUCUGCUAAACUUUUUAUAUCAUGCAUGAACGACCUUCGCAGCUGGAUUGGGAGAUCAAGAUGGUUUCUCACAAAACAUAACGAUACGCGGAUUGUCCGCAUAAUAAAAAGGACAAAC
Cladocopium goreaui is the source of this 1339-nucleotide messenger RNA. NCBI's taxonomy places the organism in Eukaryota, Dinophyceae, Suessiales, Symbiodiniaceae. The record is from the annotation of a GenBank genome assembly.